Molecule: messenger RNA, 2033 nt
Organism: Stegastes partitus (bicolor damselfish)
Lineage: Eukaryota; Metazoa; Chordata; Actinopteri; Pomacentridae
Gene: pdss1
Product: prenyl (decaprenyl) diphosphate synthase, subunit 1
Exons: 11
Coding region: 32-1273 (413 amino acids)
Biological process (GO): isoprenoid biosynthetic process; ubiquinone biosynthetic process
Cellular component (GO): mitochondrion; transferase complex
Molecular function (GO): prenyltransferase activity
Source: RefSeq, a predicted model, not a curated record
AAGGCACUUCCGAUGCACGCUUCGGAGAAACAUGGCGGGUCCGUGGUGGAGGCAGUGCCGGAGGUGGAGUACAAACCGUACGACCGUGAGUUUGUUUGAAACCUUGUGGUACGCGGACGGCAGGUCGUCGUCCUCCCUGGGCCGGGCGUGCUGGAGCUCCGGGCCGUUAAACGAGGGGCAACCACCAUCCACGACACAGAUACACCUGAAAACACUAACUUACAAUUCUUCUCUAAUCAGACAAAAAUCACGGUUUCUGUAUCCCACGCGGCAACCCUGCUGUUGCAGAACAACACAUAGCGAUGCAAAGCUGAAGGAUCCCUUCACGUUAGCCCAGAAAGACAUGACGAGUCUAUAUGAUGACAUCAAAAAGGAGCUGUUUGUAUCCACAGACGAGUUAAAGUUUCUAUGCGACUAUUACUUCGAUGGCAAAGGCAAAGCAAUCCGACCAAUGAUAGUUGUCCUCAUGGCCCGUGCCCUGAACAUCCACAGCAACGGAUCUGGGGGGCAGAGGGCCGUAGCCAUGAUCACUGAAAUGAUUCACACUGCCAGCCUGGUGCACGACGACGUCAUAGAUGGAUCAGAUAAGCGAAGAGGAAAGAGGACGAUCAAUGAAGUGUGGGGGGAGAAAAAGGCUAUCUUGACCGGAGAUUUCAUCCUCUCGGCCGCCUCGGUGAUCUUGGCCCGCAUUGGUAACAACGCAGUGGUCAAAGUGUUUUCCCAGGUGAUAGACGACCUGGUGCGAGGUGAAUUCAUGCAGCUGGGCUCCAAAGAGAACGAGAACGAACGAUUCAAACACUACCUCGAGAAAACCUUCAAGAAGACUGCCAGUCUCAUCGCUAACAGCUGUAAAGCAGUAUCCAUUCUAGUAAACUCUGAUCCUGACAUUCAUGAGAUAGCCUACCAGUAUGGGAAAAAUGUCGGCAUCGCAUUUCAGCUUGUGGAUGAUGUUUUGGAUUUCACGUCAGGAGCCAAUCAGCUGGGGAAGCCGACUGCUGCCGAUCUGAAGCUGGGUUUAGCCACCGGACCGGUCCUGUUUGCUUGUCAGCAGUUUCCUGAGCUUCAUGGGAUGAUCAUGAGACGCUUCAGCUCUAAAGGAGACGUAGAUCGAGCCUGGAAGUUUGUCAUUCAGAGCGAUGGUGUGGAGCAGACCAGCUUCCUCGCCAAGCGCUACUGCCAAGAAGCCAUCAGACAGGUCAGCAUGCUCAGGCCGUCCCCGGAGAGAGACGCCCUCAUCAGGCUCACCGAGAUGGUGCUCAGCAGAGACAAGUGAACCUCCUCUGCUGGGAGGCUUCUUUUCAGGCAGCUACCUGUCAAGAAGGCAACUCACCCAGCCACUCGUGUGUCUGCGCAGGCCGGGGUCGGACAAAAAAAGGACGUUGAGAGAAGCAAUGGGAGUUUGGUUCGGAUGGACCCCUGGUGCUGGUUUUAGUGCCAACCCUGAACGAAUGUGGCAGCAGGCUGGUUUGUCGGAACAAAAACGGCACGCAGGGGUCUUUCUGAACUCAUGCUUCGUGGCUCUCUCAACCACUCCCACAAACGUACACGAGGGUGAGUUGCCCGAUAAUGCUAAGACAAUGGUUGAUUUUCCCAGUUCCUACAAGGAACCGGUGAUGAUUUGGAAAUAAACUGCAAUCGUACACAAACGGCACUGAAAACGGCAACCCUACCCUUCCUUGCAUACAGUACUGUAACUGUAACAACCUCCGAUGCCUCAGACUAGCCGACUGUGAGUGAACACACUUUGUUGCACGCUAGUCCUGAGCUGCGGCCGUGUUACAAAACAUUUGUAAUUCCAAAUGAGAAGUGCAUCAUUGUCACCGGUGUGUCUGUUUGGAACUGUUUUGACGUCCUUGGUGAUUCGUCCACACCUCGAAGGCCAAACAGUCUUGUCUUUUCGACUUUGUGAAAUGUUAUGCGGUUACUUUUGUAAUGCAGAGUGCCCUGUAACAACCAAGGCCUUAACAUGUACAAUGACUGUGUCCUCAAUAAACCACCUGCUUGAUUUUUUUUCUUUUUCUAUUUAAACGAAA